UAUAUAUCAUCUUAUCUCAAUCUUUUCUAAGACUCAUUCAUCAUAAACAUGGAACCAUCCCAACAAACACCAACAAAAAACAAAUGCAAGAAUCAGCAUCCAAAGAGGUUCACCAAUGAGCAAAUCAAAGCCCUGGAGUCCAUUUUCGAGCAAGAAACGAAGCUCGAGCCAACGAAGAAGAUGCAGAUUGCAAGAGACCUCUCCCUGCACCCUCGGCAGGUAGCCAUCUGGUUCCAAAACAAACGAGCUCGUUGGAAAUCCAAGCGACUUGAGCAAGAGUUCACGAAGCUCAAAUCCAGCUACGACUCUCUCUCCAUCAUGUUUGACGACUUGAAGAAGGAGAAACACACUCUCAAAAUCAAGUUGCACGAGCUGAAUGAUCGGUUGAAGAAAAAUCGCGAAGGUGUUAACGAUGAUGAUGACAAAAUUAUUACAAGUUGCUUCGGAGAAAAUGAGGAUCAAGAAUUUAUCACAUGGCGCAAUCUAUCCGGUUCAGCCAUCAUAUUCGAUGAGUUGUCCGAGAAUCCCAAUUGGUGGGAGAGUUAAAUAUGUAUACGUAUAUAUAUAGGGUAUAUAUAUAGGGACGUGAUCAAAUAAUAUAUUAUGCAAUUUGUGUUUGGAUUAAGAUUAGAGAUGAGUAUUUUUUUUCAAGCUUUUGUGUUGAUGGAUUCCAUGCAAUGGAAAGUGCAGUGCUUGAAGCUUGAAUUCAAGAGAAGAUGAAACGUCCAAUUUCGAAAUCCUAAUUAAGACUGAUGUUUAGUUCUGCAUUAAGAUUUAGUUCUUAUUCGAAUACACUUAUAGUGUAACAUAGUAUGAUUUUAUGAUUAUUAGUUACAUUUCAUUAUAUGUAUUCAACUGAUCAGCUACACAAGUUUGUAACAUGUAUUAUACUAUGAUCCAUUUUCAAGCUUUUGAUGAUCA
Salvia splendens (bonfire salvia) is the source of this 921-nucleotide messenger RNA. Its product is annotated as homeobox-leucine zipper protein ATHB-12-like. Gene Ontology annotation, cellular component: nucleus. The record is from RefSeq and is a predicted model, not a curated record. Gene Ontology annotation, molecular function: DNA-binding transcription factor activity, RNA polymerase II-specific; sequence-specific DNA binding. Bases 49 to 546 code for a protein of 165 amino acids. Gene Ontology annotation, biological process: positive regulation of DNA-templated transcription. NCBI's taxonomy places the organism in Eukaryota, Viridiplantae, Streptophyta, Magnoliopsida, Lamiales, Lamiaceae. The transcript is spliced from 2 exons.